Molecule: messenger RNA, 2781 nt
Organism: Theileria annulata
Lineage: Eukaryota; Apicomplexa; Aconoidasida; Piroplasmida; Theileriidae
Exons: 1
Coding region: 1-2781 (926 amino acids)
Source: RefSeq, a predicted model, not a curated record
AUGGAUUCAGCAACCUCAUGUUCACAUAAUAAUUCUUCCCUAUCCUUGGAAAACUCAGAUAAGUCAGUUUCCGAGCUUUUGUCGUCAUAUUAUGACAUUUUGGAGGAUUUGCCCGAGUCCUCUCCAUUGGAAGGUACCAAAAGUGUACAUAAACUUAAAAGAUCAGUUUCCAUUCUAAAUAAAGAGUUUUUAUCGCAUUCAUUUGAUGUUGAUUAUCACCUGGACCAAAUCCUGAGGAACAAUUCCAUCUCUGAUACUAUAGGCCUGCUCAGAAAAUUGGAGAGGGAGAUUAGACAGCUAACAGCAGGUAAACAGCUCCUAAUUUACGACAACUAUGAGUGCCUUUUCUCAGCGCUUGAUACUGUCCAUGACAUAAAUAACGAGCUGGACCAAGUGGAAAAUAACCUUAAAAUACUAAAUACCUCCCAAGUUAAAGCAGCCUCAAAGGAUAUUACUUCUAGAUAUGGUAUAAGGGAUAGUUUCUUGAACAUUUCUCAGUUAUCGAAGGCUGGAAACGUGUUCAUGUUCCUUUCGAAUCUGUGUAACACACUAGUGUCGUUCAACACCUCGAAAGGACUAUUCUACUCAUCCUCAGAAGAAACCUCAAACUUUGUAAAAUAUUCAACCAAAGAUGUACUAUACUUUUGCUCAACAGUGUAUCAAGUUUUUAAACAAUUUGACCAGAACUAUAACUUUCUGUUUUCAAGUUAUUACCCAAUUCUCACAAACUUAAUCUCCAGGAAUGUAAGUUUGCUGUUAGGCAAUCAGGAACCUUUGUAUUCAGACGCACUGGUUGAUACGUGUAAAUUUCUCCAAAAACUCUCAUUUAACCCUAUCCAGUUAUCGGAAUUUUACUUUUUGAAAAUGUCCUCGUAUCUGGAAAGUAAAAUAAGAAAUCUCUUCAUAAACUACGGAAAUAGUGAUCUGUCAUACAGUUCAUUGUGUAAAGAAGUAUAUGACUCCCUUUUCCUAGUCUAUGACUCAGUUUCAAAUGAGAAUUUCAAGGCUCUUUUCAACUCGCUAGAUUUGACAGGUGAAAGAGAAAACAUGUGUUUUUACUGUUUUGACAAUUUUGAAGUUAAAUACGAAUACGAUUCUCAAAGUAAACUAUUUUCAUCAUUCAUAUUAAGUUCAAAUAGUUGUUCGUGUUGUUCAGAUGAUCUGUUGGUUCAGUUUCUUAUGCACUAUACACACAGCUCGUUCUUCCCACUGACAUAUUCUAUCACAAGCUAUAAGUUCAACCUUAAAACUAGAGACGUUGUUUCAGGAUUAACUGUACUUUUUGAAAGACUGACACAGCUUAAAAUUGAGGAUAAAUACCAAGUUCUGUUCCUGGAACAAUGUACUACCUGGCUGAUGGUAGUCACUGUGUUGUACGUCCAGUACUUAUUUUUUAAGCUGUACGAGUCUGUCAUUUCAAAGCUGGUUUCGUUCCUAAACGGAUCAUACAAUUCAGAUUUUAACUAUGUCGUAUCAACUUUUGAGAAGUUGGUGGAAGAGCUCAGAGAACUCGCGCACUUUGUAAAGGACUUGGGCAUAUUUUUGAGAAAUAAAUUUGAACAAGUUUUCAACUCACUCAUCGUAGUGUACCAUUGCGGAAUCAAAUAUAUUUGUGAGUUAGUGUUUGAUAACUUGGUUAACUUAAAAUUUAAGCCUGAGGAAGAUAAUUUAUACUCCACAUCGAACCUGAUUAUUAGGUCAUCCGAUAAGACAAAUUUGACUCGAGAUUAUUUAAAUGAAUCCGGACAAAAUUUAGAUUUAAAUUUGGAGAACAAUUAUCAAUUUUCAGUAAUUGAAUUCAUGGACAGGAACAUAAAAUUACAUUUUAAGAAUUUCAAAUUCGAUCCCAAGAAUAAACUUUACAUGAAAAAUUUACUCUUAUUCCUACUCAAGUUUGAGGAACUGUUCCAAAGUUUACUAACAGUAUUGGAAAGGAACUUUAACGAGUCAUAUAGGAUGUACACAACCGAAAGUUUAGUCCUGAGCAUAAAUCCAAAUAGUGAGUUUAACCAUUUCAAGUGCAAGUUUCGUGAACAUUUUAUAAAAAACAGCAAUAAUAUAUUUUUUAAUACAAUUUUUGAUGAUUUGUUCAUUGAUGAACAUUUACCGAUUUUGAAUGUUUUAUUACUUUCACAUAAAUAUGCCAAUGAGAAUAAAGUGUUCUUCCCACUUAAAAAUUACACAAAUGAAUCCUCAGAUGAACAAGAAAGUAAAUCUAACACCUCUAACCCUAAGCUUGAUGAUUUUAGUAAAAGCCACUUUGAAAGGUUUAAUAUAUCAAUAACUGAGAUGACUAAUAAUGUAAUUUCUCAUAUUAUGUUCGAUUACAUAUAUCAGGCGCUAAAGAUUUUGAGAUUUGUUCUGGAUAAUUUGUUGCUUGGAAAUGAUGUGAUUGAUGAGUCAAUUAAGGAUUUCACAAUACUACUUUCGGAAGUAUUGCAGGAUGUCAACCUUUUGACAAUUUCCCGUACUCCAGAAACAGCUAACCUGAAUAAAGAUUUGGAUAAGGUAAUUAAUACGUUCCUUAAUAAUUCAGAUUUCUCAAUUCUAUCAAGUGUAUACAAAUUCAAGUUUAAUGCCUCAAGAGAUAUGUGUCUGAAGCUGUUUACACUCCAUAUAGUUCAAGCGUUGUUUGAGUACAAAUCCGAGUACUUGAUUGAUAAGGAAAUCUUGACGAAGUUCUAUGAGGACCUGAAGCGCCAAAUUCUCAUCAUUUUCAAGAAGAAUUUGGACCUGUUUAUAAUGCAGUCGGUGUGGGAAAAGGUCUUAAAUGUAACAUAA